AUGGCUUCUAAAUCACCGACGAGUCAUCCUCUUCACAGUCAACCAUCUUCUUCCGUCGGCCUACCGCUUGCAAACCGAACAUCGUUAGUUUGAUUGAAAAAAAAAGACCAAAGGUGAUUUCGUUCAGAGUUGGAUUAAUAUCUUACAAUCCCUUUUUAACAACUGAAGAAGGUAAUUUUUUUUUCUUACAGUUAUUGGUUGAAAGUUUAAGGAGUGGAUUUUGAUGGGUCAGCUGCAGGACAGUUUGACUUUGAAAAUAUUGAGAAGGUUUUUGUCAUUUUUUCGAGUUUAAUUUUUUUCAAUCAGGUGACCAAAGACUUGUUACACUACAUGGAAACCUGCAAAUACCCAUUCAUAAACGACGUGAAUUGCUACGAAAAGCUGCAAAAGAUUGGUCAAGGAACUUUUGGGUGAUUUUUCAGUAGAAUUGAAUAAAUGAAAGCUAAAUUUCAGAGAGGUUUUUAAAGCUCGAUGUAAGAAAACAGGAAGACUCGUUGCGUUGAAAAAAAUAUUGAUGGAGAAUGAAAAGGAAGGGGUUAGUGGAAAAGCCUUGCCUGGAAUUAAAUUCAGAAUUUUUUCAGUUUCCAAUAACAGCUUUGCGAGAAGUGAAAACGCUACAGCAACUAAAACAUCCCAACAUCACAGAUCUGAUUGAAGUUUGCUGUACUCGAUGUUCGAAAAGUGGUUUCUAUUGUUUUUAUUGAAUCUGUUCAGCUGCACGAAACAGCAGCGAAAAGCCGACGUUUUACUUGGUCUCUGCUUUCUGCGAUCACGACCUCGCUGGUCUUGUGAGCAACCAUCGUGUCAAAUUGUCGGCGGUCCACGUUAAAACAAUGAUGAAGGUCUGUUUUCCUGUUUCCAUAGCUUUGUCGAUCUCAAUCUGGCUUUCUAGCAUCUUCUGAGCGGUUUAGACAAGUUACACCGGAUGAAAAUUUUGCACCGAGACAUGAAAGCUGCGAAUGUCUUAGUUUCACACGAAGGGGUUCUGAAACUGGCUGAUUUCGGCCUAGCUCGGCCAUUCAUCGUUAGUGAGUUUUUUGCAUGAUUCUCUUCAAAAAGCUUCUUAGAUUCCGGCCCCAACCCGAAACAGUUGUACACGAAUCGAGUUGUUACGUUGUGGUACAGGCCUCCAGAACUUCUCCUGGGUUAAUUUCUUAUUCUGAAGCUUCUUCUCACAUUCAUGAUCUUCAAGGAUCUCGACAAUACGAUACGACGAUUGACGUUUGGGGCGUCGGUUGUAUAAUGGCCGAGCUUUUCACUCGAGUCCCCAUUAUGCAGGUCAAAAACCUUUCUUAAGGAUUUUCGCUAUGUCUUUAUUCUUUAGGGUGAAACAGAGCAACGGCAACUUUACCUCAUCAAUCAACUCUGUGGCUCGAUUAAUCCAGAGGUGAGACAGAUUUUUAUCCUUUAAAAAUGCUCAAAAUCCAAGGUUUGGCCAGAAGUCGACAAACUUCCGUUGUACAAAAAUAUGGCUUCUUCGAUGCCACCGGAAUCGAAGCGGAUACUCAAGGAAAAGCUAGUUCUCUAUGUAAAAGUGAGUUUGAAACUUCAAUUCGAAAAACUGAGAUUUAUUUCAGGAUGAGUACGCGAUGAACUUGUUGGAAGAACUUCUGACGUUGGAUCCGAGCAAAAGGCCAACGGCGGACAAAGCCAUUUAUCAUACCUACUUCUACAAACAACCGGAGCCCAAGGACAACAUUUCGGAUCUCAUCCGAACUAUCCCAGUUUGUUUUUCUUUUUAGGGAUAUUUUUAAACCAGCAGAACCGACAAAUUUGCAGAUAUAUGACAAAGAUUUUUGAGCGAAAAUUUUUAACCAUAUUUUUUCACUAUAUAUCGGUUGGAUCCCACACUAGCCUUUUGCGCGCGAAAUUUGAAAAUAAAAAAGUAGGCCGCACCCCGGGAUGGAUUCCAGUCGUUUUCACGUACUUUUUUGCUUACUUUUGUUUUUUGUUGACCGAAAAGUCUACAGAAAACGAGAGAAUCAGAAAAAAGAGGGAAAAAAGUGUUUUGGGUUCUCGAAAAGGGGAGCUUUCAGUAAAAUCGGAGUUCACAAUGAACCAGAAAACUAUUCAUAUUUUGCUCGUUAAUUACUUUGAUGAAAUAUACAUGAAAAAAAUAUGAAGUUUCACUAAGGGCCUUGAACCUAUCUUUGAAAAAUUUUUUUAAAAACCACAAUCAAAAAAAGUAAAAACCGCACUAGCCACACGAAUUUGAAGAUAGAUAUUAUCUGUAGAAAUUUGAGAACUCGCUGUUCGAGUUCACGACUGGCCGAGGAGCUCAUGCCAAUCGUGGAAGAGGUCAGCAUCAUCAGAGACCCCAACAAGGACAGCGGAAACCGCAAAACGUCCCUGCAGGACAGUUCCGAGACAUGAUUUUUUAG
Molecule: messenger RNA, 2381 nt
Organism: Caenorhabditis auriculariae
Lineage: Eukaryota; Metazoa; Nematoda; Chromadorea; Rhabditida; Rhabditidae
Source: the annotation of a GenBank genome assembly